Nilaparvata lugens (brown planthopper) is the source of this 5493-nucleotide messenger RNA. RefSeq lists its product as uncharacterized. Lineage: Eukaryota; Metazoa; Arthropoda; Insecta; Hemiptera; Delphacidae. Bases 314 to 4858 code for a protein of 1514 amino acids. Gene Ontology annotation, cellular component: cytoplasm. Gene Ontology annotation, biological process: autophagy; response to starvation. The record is from RefSeq and is a predicted model, not a curated record. Gene Ontology annotation, molecular function: protein binding. The transcript is spliced from 24 exons.
AAGACACUUGCUUACUCAGACAGAAUUAUUGUAGUGGGGAGUAGCAGCUGAUUGAAAAUAGUCUAUUAUUGUUCUUUUUCGUGUUAAAAUGUUUGAAUUCUCAAACUAUUUUUUAAUUUGAGUGUAUACGAUCGUCUCUACCAUAAAUGUUAAUACAUUUUUUGUCUGAUAAUUGUUGAAUUCAAUUUUAAAGGCCAAGUCUGACAGUUGAACAUCUGACGUUUAUUUUUCCCAGAGCAGUGACGAAACAGCUGUCAAGGAGGAUUAUACAAAUGGCGCAACGCUAGGAAUUUUGUUAAUAAAUUCAUCUAUAAUGUCAGCUGAUUCGCCUCGAAGAUUAUCUCGAAAAGGUAGUACGGGCCAUGUCGUCCUUCCUCAACCCGUGAGUGACCCUUCCAUUAUUGACAGUGUUGCUGGAUUCAUUCAUGAAGUUAUACCUCAGGCUUACUCAAGUGUUCUGCCAGGCGACUCUAGGGAAAGCGUAGUACGGGCCAGAUUCGAGCAAGCCGAUUAUAACGAUCCAUCACUUUAUCCCGAGGCUGGUGAGGAUUGUGAUUCAACUCCACCUCUGCUAUUGGUGCUCGGUUAUAGCAAUGGCGUACAGGUGUGGAGCAUUGGGUCGAGUGGAGAAGCGGUUGAAGUUCUCUCAUGGAAUCAACGCGUUGUGCGCACACUCCGCUUUCUCCCCUCUCCUCACUCCUCCGCCUCCACCACCUCCUCCUCUUCCUCUCCUCUCUCGGAUCCGUUCGCGCAUAAGCGGCCUCUCAUUGCACUAGUGGACAAUUCGGGCCCUCCGCCCCACUUUUCAACAUGUAGCUUCAUUUCGCUGCAAGCUGGUGAUCAGGUGAAGAGCAUAAAGUUCAAGAAUCCGAUCUGCGAUGUGCUGGCCAAUCGGCGCUCGAUUGUGGUGACGUUUGUGGAGCGAAUCGCCGUGUUCGAUGCGGCAACAUUGGAGGACAGGCUCACCAUCACCACCUGCUAUCCAAGUCCCGGCGUGUGUCCCAAUCCGGUCGCACUAGGACCCAGAUGGCUGGCGUUCGCCGACAAACGCCUUGUGUCGUGGUGGCGUUCGGUGGGCGGAAGCGACGAGGGAGGCGCCCAUGGCUCGUACACGGCAAGCGUGCUGCACGCGGCCAUGUCACUCGGCAAGGGACUGCGAGGCCUCAGUGCACACUUGACUCAGACAACCUCAGCCUCGGCCUCAGCUUCCUCGCCGACACUCGUCAACGGCACAGACGCCAACGCAACGCCUGGUGUGGUCACUGUCAUCGAUAUUCAGGGCAACUCGUGGCAGAACGGAGGUGGUGGAGCGGGCGCCCUUGGCGAGAACAUAGUGGCGCACUUUGUCGCCCACCACAUGGAGCCGCUAGUGGCGUUGGCCUUCGACCCGAGUGGCAUGCUGCUGUUGACAGUUGACAAGCGAGGCCACCGCUUCCAUUUGUUUCGCAUUCAGCCACAUCUCAGUGGAUCCAGUAUGAGUGAGGUGCAUCAGCUCUAUACGCUCUACAGGUCUGUAUCAAACAAACUAUCACAAACCAGCUGGCCGGCGAACUUUGCUUACUCAAGUGUUCUGCCAGGCGACUCUAGGGAAAGCGUAGUACGGGCCAGAUUCGAGCAAGCCGAUUAUAACGAUCCAUCACUUUAUCCCGAGGCUGGUGAGGAUUGUGAUUCAACUCCACCUCUGCUAUUGGUGCUCGGUUAUAGCAAUGGCGUACAGAUCCUAUUUGUUCAGUGUGGAGCAUUGGGUCGAGUGGAGAAGCGGUUGAAGUUCUCUCAUGGAAUCAACGCGUUGUGCGCACACUCCGCUUUCUCCCCUCUCCUCACUCCUCCGCCUACACCACCUCCUCCUCUUCCUCCCCUCUCGGAUCCGUUCGCGCAUAAGCGGCCUCUCAUUGCACUAGUGGACAAUUCGGGCCCUCCGCCCCACUUUUCAACAUGUAGCUUCAUUUCGCUGCAAGCUGGUGAUCAGCGUUGCCAAAUCGUGCUGGCCAACCGGUGUUUGAAUGUGGUGCAGUUUGGGGAGCGCAUAGCCUUGUUCGACGCGGCAACAGUUAGUCGACGCGGCAACACAAAGACUAUCGCUAGUCAGAAUGAAACUAUCAAGUAUCUCCGUUCCGAAAAUGUAGAAUUGAAGCAUAAAGUGAUUAAACUCAGUAGUGAAUUUGAUGAUUUGGAACAAUAUUCGAGAAGAGAAUGUAUCGAAAUAAACGGUGUUCCCGAGGCGAUAAAUGAAAAUUUGCAAAAGCUAUUCCAGGAUGUAGGGAAAGCAAUUAAAUUUAAAAAGGGCUACGAGGCAGUCAGCUGUUGUCAUCGACUGAAAAAGCGCAACAAUCAAGCUACACCUGGGAUAAUAGUAAAGUUCACGAGGAGGGAGGAUGCGGAGGACUUCAUUCAGUUGAAGAAGGAUAAGGGAGUUCUAACUACACGUGAUAUUGGUCUGACUGGAGCCAAUCACAUAUUCAUCAACGCAUCGUUAACGGCAAAGCGUAGAGUCCUGUUCGGGAAGGCCAGACAGCUGGUGAAAGCCGCUAAAAUCAAAUACCUGUGGGUGGAUCGAGCUGGAAGAAUCAAGGCAAGAGUUGUGGACGGUGGACCUGUAUCUAAGACUAUCGCUAGUCAGAAUGAAACUAUCAAGUGUCUCCGUUCCGAAAAUGUAGAAUUGAAGCAUAAAGUGAUUAAACUCAGUAGUGAAUUUGAUGAUUUGGAACAAUAUUCGCGUAGAGAAUGUAUCGAAAUAAACGGUGUUCCCGAGGCGAUAAAUGAAAAUUUGCAAAAGCUAUUCCAGGAUGUAGGGAAAGCAAUUAAAUUUAAAAAGGGCUACGAGGCAGUCAGCUGUUGUCAUCGACUGAAAAAGCGCAACAAUCAAGCUACACCUGGGAUAAUAGUAAAGUUCACGAGGAGGGAGGAUGCGGAGGACUUCAUUCAGUUGAAGAAGGAUAAGGGAGUUCUAACUACACGUGAUAUUGGUCUGACUGGAGCCAAUCACAUAUUCAUCAACGCAUCGUUAACGGCAAAGCGUAGAGUCCUGUUCGGGAAGGCCAGACAGCUGGUGAAAGCCGCUAAAAUCAAAUACCUGUGGGUGGAUCGAGCUGGAAGAAUCAAGGCAAGAGUUGUGGACGGUGGACCUGUAUCUAUCUACAGGAAGAUUGAUUGCCAUAAUGACUCUGUUCUGCUGCAAAGUGACCUGGAUUUUGUCUCGGGGUGGUGCACGGAUAACGGCCUCGAUCUCAAUGUUGGCAAAUGUAAAUUUAUGGUCUUCACUCAAAACAGAAUCGUCCUUGUCCUUUGGGGUUUCCAACUGGUGUGUUGCGCAGCAUGUUUGGCUUUGAGACUUUGGCAUCCAGACGGAAGAUGGCUGGCGUUCGCCGACAAACGCCUUGUGUCGUGGUGGCGUUCGGUGGGCGGAAGCGACGAGGGAGGCGCCCAUGGCUCGUACACGGCAAGCGUGCUGCACGCGGCCAUGUCACUCGGCAAGGGACUGCGAGGCCUCAGUGCACACUUGACUCAGACAACCUCAGCCUCGGCCUCAGCUUCCUCGCCGACACUCGUCAACGGCACAGACGCCAACGCAACGCCUGGUGUGGUCACUGUCAUCGAUAUUCAGGGCAACUCGUGGCAGAACGGAGGUGGUGGAGCGGGCGCCCUUGGCGAGAACAUAGUGGCGCACUUUGUCGCCCACCACAUGGAGCCGCUAGUGGCGUUGGCCUUCGACCCGAGUGGCAUGCUGCUGUUGACAGUUGACAAGCGAGGCCACCGCUUCCAUUUGUUUCGCAUUCAGCCACAUCUCAGUGGAUCCAGUAUGAGUGAGGUGCAUCAGCUCUAUACGCUCUACAGGGGCGAUACGACGGCGCGUAUCCAGGACGUGGCGUUCUCGUGUGACUCGCGUUGGGUGUCCGUGAGCUCGAUGCGUGGCACAACUCACAUAUUCCCCAUCACACCGUACGGAGGCUCCAUUGGUGUACGCACACACACUACACCGCAUGUUGUCAACAAAUUGUCACGGUUCCACCGUAGCGCAGGCCUGUCAGAGCGUCGUGACGGCGGUGGACGCAACAGCCCUGUGGGCAGUGGACACCACAGCGACGCGGGUGGGGGCGCCACGCCAGGGGUAGCUCCGCCCCUAACUCCGCCCCUGUCACAGCGCAGCCUGCACCAGCACCCCCAUUCACCAGUGGUGGUGCAGCCGCUAGCUCAACUGAAGCGACAUCAGCCGAUGCCUUCCCCGGCACAGACUGCUCAGGGCAGUCCUACGGCCAGUGGUGAUUGUGAAGCCGCUCAGGUGCGAGUAGCGGCCUGCUUUGGAGUGGCACGCGCCGCUCUGCCUCCGGGUCUGCUGCAAACGGGGAGCGGUGGCCAGUAUGGUGGGGUGGGGGGCGGUGGAGGUGGUGGCGUUGGAGGCAGUGGGGGCGGAGUGAUGACGUCACAGCAGCGCAAAUCUGACAGCAGCAUCUAUGUGAUGUCGGCACCCUCAGGGGCUUUGUUACAGUAUGACCUGGAGCCAAGACAUAUCGCCGGUCUAUCGAAGGACCGUGUCUCCGAUGACACGGCCAUUGAGCUGUUGGUGGACGCCAAGGCGGAAUGGCUGGUGAUGUGGCCGCCCCUCUUCAACCCGGUACAACCGCCCCUCGCCGCCUCCAGCCCCUUGCUGCAAGGGGCCAACUGCCCCCUGCUACAGGGGGGCAGCAACCGCCCCCACAACCACGCCAAGCCCAAUCCGCAUCAUGACGAGCACUGGUUGUCGCAGGUGGAGAUAGUGACUCAUGCCGAUCCGCAUAGGAGAUUGUGGAUGGGUCCACAGUUCACAUUCAAAACUUACAGUCUCUCAUCUAGGUGGAGGUCAAUGCCAAAGCAUCAGUAGCUUGGAGGACACCAGUUCGAGUUUCAGCUCUGCCAGUCGGGGCUGUUCCCCCACCCCCUCAUUUACAGACCACACCAACCUCAUCUUCAACAGCGAGCCAGUCUGACCCCAUAGUUAGCAAGCGACGUCAUAAAACAUGUCACAUGUAUAGUUGGUGGUGGCUCGAGAAAAAAUAUCUUGACCGUCCGAGGAUCGAACCCGGAGUCUCUGGUUUACAGCUUCUAUGUCGCCACCACACCUGUCAUGCAGCCUUCCGAUCCGAUUCAUGUCCGAUAUUACUGAUUAAAUGACGGACAUGUGUGGCAUGCAGCCGUUGUCAUCCGUGAUCGGAUCUGAGUUGGAUCGGAACACUGCAUGAGAGGUGUGACCUCGGCUUCACUACCUACGUUGUCACAAAACACCUGGGCUAACUAUGAUAUUAUCUAAUGUAUAGUUUAUAUAGUUAACAUUUUUUAGUGUUAUUGGCUUGUUCUUAUGCAUUAUGAGGUCCACGUUUAAUGGCAGUAUUUGAUUAACAUUGGUGUUGCUAUCCUUGUCUAUCAUUCGACAAAGCAGAUAGCGCUAUACUUUUUUACCUCCCAACGUAGCCAGAUCGAUUUUUAACAAUUUAGAAAUAUAAUCAAAAUAUUACAUCU